AUGACUCAGCUAUCGGACUACGCGGCGCUCUCCAAACCCAACGAAUCCGAAAACCACGGCGAGUCCAUUGAAGAGCGAUGCUUCUCCGCAGCUCUCAUCUGCAUCGAGGGCCAUUUCACCCUAUCUCCUCCCAUGGGCCCGCAGACCGCCGCUCGCGUGAACUCCAUGAUUUCAAAGACCCUGGAAAAGACGCACACUCUCCGGACAUCUCGAGAGGCUCUAUCCCGCAAUGUAGCCAUCUGGAUAUGGCUUACCAGGAUAUUUGCAGCAGCCAUACCGAGCUUGACCACCCGGUCCGUGGGGCCUCUGUCCAGCCUGAACGAUCCUGAAAAGGGCGUCAGUCCUCAAGAAAGCACAGCACUGAUAGUCAUGAACUACUCCUCCAUCAAGGAGGAUCUAGGGACCCUGAUCAAGCUGAUGCAUAUUGCGAGGAACUUGCUGGUCAACGCCGAACCCGACGUGCCCCAGGAUAUAUGCGCAGCUGUGCAUUUUGACCAGAUGGUUUAUCAGACCAUCAUUCUCUGUGCCAACGUUACGAGCAAGGGCUACGACGGAGAGAUCCUGGAUGAAACACAGAGGCUGAAGCUGGCUGAUGUUACGGAGUUAUACAAAAAACUGCUCGUCACCUCGCUACAGCAAGCGCACAACUGGACAGCCAAGCAUGACCGCAACAAAAUGUCCUUCUGGUUCGACGUAUUAUUCGACGAAGACGAAAAUGCGUUUGGAAGCCACGUAGAGGGCGCAGGCGAUGCCAUAGGCUUUCGAGCAGAUGUGGCCAAACAACAGGUUCAGCACUGGCUUGAUCGAAACUCGAGAAUGUGCGACACGGCCCGGAAACUGCUCAGAGACUAUGCGCAAAAUCAUGCCGACAAGCCGCCUGGAAACCUAGCACCGAUCCGGCCGCUUGCUUGGAACUGGUUGCCCGAGGGCUCUGUCAAUAUGCCUGAUGACGUGGACCAAGGCGGGGACAGGCUCAACCCCGUUUGGAAACCUGACGAGACGGACAAGUUUGAGCAAGAUAGAGCCUACGGCCGGGUUUCAAGAGAGAUUGAUACUUGGUGGCUCCGAGCCCGCGAUCCGAACUACGAGGAGUGGACCGUCAGCAUGCCUACUAUCGAGUAUGCGCAAUCUCGAGCUGAUCAGUGCAAGGCAAGCCUGAUACAUCGCUACGCUCAUUCAUAUCGAGGCGGACACUCGCCGCCACCCGACGUGGCGGAUGGCGAGCUGUCAGACCAAGAGCAUUGUCAUCACUGUCCUGAAUGCUUCGAGUGCCACCACCAUGACGACGAGAACGACGGAUGUGACGAACAGGGGCACGAUUGCGAACACGGACAUGAGCAGCAUGAGCACGACCACGACCACGACCACGACCACGACCACGACCACGAGCAUAGUGAUGAUGCCGAAUGUGAGCAUCAUCAACAGCACCACCAUCACCACCACCACCACCACCACCACCACCACCAUCGCCACGAUCACAACCACAACUAUGGUCAUGACUAUGUAGACGACAUUGAUGACGAGGAUGCUGACGAUGACGAAUCGUACGGCGAUGGACCGUUGACUGGCCUCCUCACCGAAGUCCCCAACAUACUGGAUCCCAAACAGAUUGAAGCUCUGCACAUGAUUGUAAAGUCAUGCAUUCUGGAUAACGCCGGCUCCGGGCUGACGCGCGCCGGGGAAAACCUGCAGAAAACACGAUGCAGGAUGUUUCUCGCCCUGGAGUGCGGCAAGAGCCUGCUGAGGGAACUCCUCGUCUUCAUAGCCGUGUGGGACAAGGACGAGCAAUCGUUAAUUUUCCAAGUCACGACUCAAAUCGUCGAGGCUCUUCACCACAGCGCCUUGAUUCCGUAUGCCUGGAACUCGCUCCGCAUCCCCAAGGACAUCAUGUCGCCAGCCCAGACCGUUCUCUUGCGGCUGGUCAGCCACAUGUUCCGCGCCAGAGGGAGUACCGGCAGCAACAAUGGCCUUCCAUCCUCGGCAGCUGCCCAAGAGCAAAGCGCGAGCGGCAGAGCCCACGGCGGCAACGCAAGCGUCAGCAACAGCAGCACCGCGUCUCCGGAAAAGGACUCGUCCCGAGACGUCAAGCUCGUUCACUUCUUUUACAGCUUUUUCCGCACCCGGAUCGUGCCAGAAUGUGCUGCCCUCAUGCAUCUGCAGGCUCAGAUCCGCGAGGAAAAGGGCGAUCCGGCGGAGUUCCCGGUUGACAGCUGGGACAUGGAGCGAGCCAAGGAUGGCCUGGCCCAAUAUCUGGACUUUCUCACGACUGUAGCCGAAAUCCCCGACACGCGUUGCCAGCUGAUUGAAUGGGAGGUUGUGUACGACCUCGUCACCAUUCUGAGCGGCCUGGAGGCAGGCGUUGCCAAAAAGCCUCUUGUAGAACUACCUAGGCGAUCGCCACCAAAACCAGAAACAGCCAACAGCAACAGCAACAGCAACAGCAACAGCAACAGCAACGGCACCGGCAGCGGCGGCAGCGGCAGCGGCAGCGGCAGCAAUCCAAUGAUUGAGCGUCCCUACGCCACGGAGACUAUCAGCCCGUCGCCUUCUUCCCCUCCGCCACCAAUCCAAGACGCCGCACACAAAUUCCCCUGGCCCGGUGUCAAGGGGCAAAUCUUCACCAUCCUUGCAACGCUUCUGCAGCCGCCGGCGGGUCAGAGCAGCCCCGGCAACGCCCUCGUCCAGACCCAAAUGGUGAAGCACAACGGCAUAGUCCCACUGCUCAACAGCUGCGCCUACGACGACCACAAUCCCUUCGCCAAGGAGCGCGUCACGAUCUGCCUCAAGUGGCUACUGGACGGGUGCGAGGCGGCCAACAACUUCUUCCGGGAGCUGGUCAGCAUGACACCGCAGCCGAGUCUGAAGCCGCCCCCGCCUGGCGGAGCUACGGUGUCGACGCUGAAAAUCGACGGGAUCGACGGCGACGUCAAGGUGCAGGUGCGGUCGAGCACGGCCCCGCCCGAGGGACGCAAGGAAGCCGGGGAUGCGGGUGGGCAUCAGGAUUUCUUGCAAAAGGCAGCCGAGAUGAGCUUGAGCUCGGCGCCUGCUACAGCACGAGGCAGUCUGGAGGACGAUUUUAUGGCAUAG
Ustilaginoidea virens is the source of this 3087-nucleotide messenger RNA. RefSeq lists its product as uncharacterized. The transcript has 3 exons. The record is from RefSeq and is a predicted model, not a curated record. Bases 1 to 3087 code for a protein of 1028 amino acids. Lineage: Eukaryota; Fungi; Ascomycota; Sordariomycetes; Hypocreales; Clavicipitaceae. Gene Ontology annotation, cellular component: cytosol.